Messenger RNA from Stomoxys calcitrans (stable fly), 490 nucleotides. RefSeq lists its product as uncharacterized. The transcript is spliced from 2 exons. The coding region runs from base 161 to 415 and encodes 84 amino acids. NCBI's taxonomy places the organism in Eukaryota, Metazoa, Arthropoda, Insecta, Diptera, Muscidae. The record is from RefSeq and is a predicted model, not a curated record.
AGUGAGAAACCUCCACGUUACAAUUGUGACGAGUGUUGUACAGUACUAUAGGUACUAUCAGAAUAAGACUCAUAUACGCAGUUAAUAACAAAUUUGUAUUUAAUUGGGCUACAUCUCAGUUUGUCAGCGGAGAAAAACCAAACAACAAAAUUAAAAAAAAAUGACUCAUGGCCAUCAUCAUCACCAUCAUGGUGGUCAUCACCAUCACCAUCAUGGUGGCCAUCAUCAUCACCACGGAAUGACACAUCAUCAUCAUCACCACCAUCGUCACCAUGGUGGUUUCCAUCAUCACCACCACCACCGACGUCCACCUGCAAUUUUUAUCAUUCCUACACACAACACAACCCAUGGACCGCCACGUGACCCAGUCGAUGAGCAAUGUGAUUGCAGGAUGUGUUGCUGUACAAUUCUUUAAUCGCUGAAUGAGCAAUGUGAAAUAAUGAAAUCAUGUGUAUUAAAUUAGUAUAAGCCAUUAUUUAUUACAAAUUGU